GGGGGGUCGUUCCCCCAGGGGCGCGGGGGUCGUCGCCCCCCCCUCAGCGUGUUGAGAGGAACUUCACGGCCACUCAGCGGUCAGCUAGACCGUUCUCCCCCCGUUGGCUGAGUGGCCGCGACUGGAGCGCCACCCUCCCCCCUUUGGUCGGUACCGGUACUACGGGGUUCCUGCGACCUCGAAUCUGUCCCGGGCCUCAAAGCCGAUGUUCCCCGAAGCUCCCCAUGUCGGCCCAUUUGGUGAUUUCCAACCUCGGGUCAUUGCGAUGCCUCCGGAAUGCCGCUUUCGGGACCCCCGGUUCGAGUGCCGGUCCGAUGGAGGCAGCUCCAGCUAGGUAACUGCCGCCCUAGUUCCCACCACGGCCGCCUGACCUUUUGAGCCGUCAACAGUCCACUUGUCAAACUGUUCUAUUGCCGACGGCCUCAGUGAAGGUGUACAACCCGAGUGGCGACUGUUUAACGGUUCGCGCUCUAUUGGAUUCGGGUUCACAACGCUGUGUGGCCUCCACUUGGUUGGUGGGAAUACUAGGGCUCCCCUGGAGCUCUGAAUCACGUCCAAUGGUAGGUAUCGGAGGUACCGAGCCUCCUGCUCCUAGGGGACAAGCGGAGUUGUUUGGCCCUGCCAGCGAACACCUUCACAUUCUAGUUAAGGUAAAUGUCCUCGAUGACAUUGUAGGCUUUCUUCCUAACGUCCGUAUAAAUGACAGCGCGGUUCGUUGUGCGUCGGGUUUGAGACCGGCAAACCCUCAAUGGUCCCAACCUGGGCCUAUAGAUUUGUUGCUGGGGGCCGACGCGCUGGGGUUCAUCUUGUUAGGCGAGAUACGAGCCCUACAGCCCGAUGGCUUGUCAGCCAUGUCCACUGUGUUUGGGCACAGUCUCUUUGGACCGGUUCUGUGGUCUCCACCUCAGACGGCCGACCCACUCUCUGUUGUGGGCGUGUCCCUUUCGGACGUCGUCCAGCGGUUCUGGGAAAUUGAGGAGCCACCACACGCGGCUCGAGUCAACCCACUGGACCGUGAGUGCGAGUUGUUCUAUCAGAACAAUACCGGCCGUCGUGUCGACGGUCGUUUUGUGACUCGCUUACCCUUUCUUGACUCACGGCCCUCUUUGGGCCAAUCUCGUACCCUGGCCGAAAAGAGGUUGCUUUCCAUGGAGCGCCGUAUGCGGCGCGACCCAGCCUUUCUCGACAAAUAUGUCGAGUUCAUGCGCGAGUAUCAAGAGGUGGGUCAUAUGUCACCGUCCAACUUCGACUGGCGGUCACAGGAGCACUAUGCGGUCUUGAGGACUCCCUCACCAUGCGGUCUUGAGGACCCCUGGGAGUAAGAUUCUGGUAGGUUUUGACGGCUCCGCCCCCUCGUCAAAUGGUGUGUCCCUGAACCAGUGUCUCCACUCUGGUCCUAAAUUGAUCAAGGACAUAUCCGACAUUUUGACCCACUUCCGUCGGCACCAAGUGGUUUUUGUAGCCGACAUUCGGAUGAUGUUUCGACAUUCAGUGGUCCAUCGUGAUGACUGUCGAUAUCAGCUGAUAUUGUGGCGCGAGAAGCCCAGCGAUCUGAUACAGGUGUUUGAGUUGAACACUACCACCUAUGGACUCCGGUCCAGCCCGUAUAUCGCCAUGCGAACCCUCCUUGAACUCGCUGAGCGAGAGCGUCUAAGAUACGCUCGGCGGGCUUCUAUUUUGAAGACUUCGGUCUACAUGGACGACAUUUGCACGGGCGCCUCCACCGUCGAGGAGGCUCUUGUAUUGCGAGACGAAUUGAUUGCCAUCCUGAAGUCCGGAGGUUAUGAGUUGCGCAAAUGAUUGUCGAACUCCCCUCAUAUUUUGAAGGAUCUCCCAGGAGAGGAUCAACAAGACCCUCAUCUAUUCGAGCACCCUGAAAAUCCUAAUUUGUUGACUAUGCUGGGCAUUCAAUAUCAGCCGUAUCAAGUCAAACUCGAUCCCCCUCCUAAAGCAUGGACCAAGCGCUCCGUGCUGUCUACAGUAGCCCUCACCUUCGAUCCUAAUGGAUGGAUCACUCCGGUCAUUUUUUUGGCUAAGUGCUUUCUUCAAAAGCUCUGGAUAUCCGGGCUGGGUUGGGACGAGCCUAUUAGCGGCGCUCUCUUGCGAGAUUCGCACUUCAUUGUGUCCUCCCUUCCGGACAUCAACCGGGUCUCCAUGCCAAGGUGCUUCCUCCCUCCAGGGAAAUGCAGGGCUACCCUACAUGGAUUUUGCGACGCCUCUGAGAAGGGCUAUGCUGCUGUCGUAUAUUUGCGGACUGUGAGCUCUUCUGGCCAUACUUCAGUCCAUCCCGUACUUGCUAAAAGCAAGGUUGCUCCCAUUAGGUCCCGCUUAACUAUCCCUAAAUUGGAACUGUCCGGAGGCGCUCUUCUCUCGCGACUCCUCAACCAUGUUCACUCGUCUUUGAAGUCUGUAAUCGACCUUACGGAUGUCUACGCGUGGUCGGACAGUGAGAUAGUACUUUGUUGGCUCAGAGCUGCACCUCACAAUCUUGAGGUCUUUGUGGCGAACCGCGUGUCUCAAAUGCAGAAUUCUGGGACGUCUCUAAACUAAAGACAUGUCCCAGGGGAGUUGAAUCCCGCAGACUGCGCUUCUCGCGGCUGUGGAGCCCUCUCUUUGGUUGACCACCCGCUGUGGUGGGGUCCCAGUUGGUUGACUGAGUCUCAGUCAUUCUGGCCCCAGAAUAAAUACUCCGAACCGAUUGAAUUGCCUGGCCUACGAGCCUGAGUAGGAGUGGAUCCCACUCGGGAUUUCUCCCUGCUAGAACGGUACAGCUGUCCCGAUAAGCUCUUAGGAGUGACUGCUUUGUUGCGUCGAUUUGUCCGCAAUUCGAGAGACCGGUCCAACCGAAUCUCUGAUUCCGUUUUGUCCCCUAGCGAGCGUCGGGAAGCUUUGAUGCUUUGGACUCGUAUGGUCCAAGUGGAGCAUUUUGAGCCCGUGAUUGAAACCUUGAAGCGAGGCUCCGUUGUCAAGGGCGCUCUGGCCCGUCUGAACCUCUUCCUGGACGACGCUGGUAUGCUGCACGUUGGCGGACGUUUGAAAAAUUCUCAACUGCCGUACGGGACUCGAUACCCGUUACUACUCCCUAAGGACGGCGCCUUUGUUCGGUUGCUGGUAACUCACCAUCAUAUUAAGAAUGCCCACGCUGGGUGUAACGCUCUUUCGGCUAUUUUGCAGCGGGAGUUUUGGAUUUUGGCUGGCCGACGCACCAUUCGGAGCGUCUUCUUUAUGUGCAUACCUUGUUAUAAACUGAAGGCCACCAUCCGACCGCAUCAGGGCCAUCCGACCAUUCGCUGGAGUCGGAACAGACUUUGCUGGCCUCUUCCUCGUCAAGUCCCCCAACCUUCGUAACGCGCGUCCUUCACUGCUGGCCGUAUGAGGGCGAGCUAUGGAGAGGGCUAUGCUCGGGGUUUCUAUGCGUGAUAAACUUAGAAGUAAGGAUAUCCGCAGUAGAACCAGAGUAACCGACAUACCCCAACGGAUUAGUAAGCUGAAGUGGCAGUGGGCCGACCAUAUGGCUCGAAGAACCGACAACCGAUGGGGAAGAAAGGUUCUCGAGUGGCAGCCUCGUACCGGUAGGCGAAGUGUAGGGCGACCCCCCACGAAAUGGAGAAUAGAUUGCUUUAUAGGGAAGAUCUUGCCACAGUUGGUACGCUUUGCAGGCGGGUUGACAACUGCAGUUUUGAUAAUUUUGAUUUGUUAUUAGGAAGAUGCUUUUGCCUAUCUUCAGUUUCACUUUUCUCUGUAGUCUCAUGAUAUCGAGUAAUAUUGGAUAGUCUACUGCUGAAUAUAGGCCUCCCUCAAGGAAUGUUUUGUGACAUUCCUUGAGGGAGACCUAUGUUGCUUGGCAUGGUUUUAAGCUACCUGCAUCCAUCAACUUUCUGUAUGUCUAACUAUGUUGUCACUCCAUUACUCAUGUCAACUUCUAAAUAAAAUUAUAUAACCAAUGCGUGUUGCCACUGAUGACUCAUGGAUCUGAUACGUGGUAUUUCACUGCUGGCCGUAUGAAAAAGCUUAAGGCCGUUCAGCGAGCUAUGGAGAGGACUAUGCUUAGGAUUUCUCUGCUUUAUAGAUUUAAAAAUGAAAAUAUCUACAGUACAACCAGAGUAACUGACAUAGCUCUACGGAUUAGUAAGCUGAAGUGGCAAUGGACCGACCAUGUAGCUCGAAGUACCGACAACCGAUGUGGAAGAAAGGUUCUCGAGUGGCAGCCUUGCCCGGUAGACGAAGUGUAGGGCGGAGUAAUAUUUUAACUAGCAUAUUAUUAAAUAAUCAAAUGUGUGCGUGCAGCGAGGUGCUGGUGCUGGUGCUGGAGCGGUGGAGCGGCGGCGCGCUGGAGAAGCAGCAGGCGGCCGUGCGCGACGCCAUCCGCCGCGCCUGCGCCGACGCCGACAGUGUCGCCCGCACCAACGCGCGCAGAGCGUAUUGGGCAUACAAACGUCACUUCCCAGAGGAUGCGGAGCAACUGUUCGCUCGUCUGGACCCCGGAGCACAAAAGCAGAUCGAACGUGAGAGGAUCGGCAGUGUGGAUAGCUUGCAACAUAUCGGCACGGGUUAGUAAGGGUUCUAUUAACAAUUUGUUUUAUAUGUAAAGUUAUGCAUGAUUAGUGCUAGUGUAAAAUGUGUGUGUGUCACGUACAAAUAGAAUGCAUUCUGUAAUUAUCACCUAUGCAAAAUAGUAAUCAAAGAAGUACAACAAUAUGAUAUCAAUUCCCCUGGAUCGACGAUUGCUAUACUCGUAUUUUUAUUGUGCCAAACUCAUUCGUUCAUUUAAUAAAUGUAUACAACUGGUAUACACUGUUCUCUUUAUAUCUAUAUAUUUUAUAGAGACAGACAACAUAUUU
Molecule: messenger RNA, 4841 nt
Organism: Parnassius mnemosyne (clouded apollo)
Lineage: Eukaryota; Metazoa; Arthropoda; Insecta; Lepidoptera; Papilionidae
Source: the annotation of a GenBank genome assembly